AUGUCGGAUGAUAAACAAGAACCUAAUGUAAAUAAGAAAGAAUAUAAUCCAAAAUUGGACUUUUAUAGUGCAGAAUUUGAUCCGUUGUUAGCAUUAAAUACUCCCUCGGUUAGUGUCCCAGUUCCCAAUGCUAAAAGGUAUGAUAAUUUAGCCGCCUUCACUUCUGCUAUGAAUAAGCAGAAAAAUCCCGAACAAAAUGAGAAUAGGAAGGAAAAAGCAUCUAAAUCUGCAGUGCCGGUAGAAAGGAAGUGGUUACCACAUCAGUUACCCACUGCCUCUCGGAAAAAGACAAAAUAUUCACGAAAUAUAUUCACCAAAAUGGAAAAUACGACUGGACCAUUAGCAUUGUUACGAAAAUGUGUAGAGGAAAAAUUAAGAAUAAAAGUAUAUACGAAGAAUCAAGAAAAAACGAGAGGUUACUGCAUAGCUUACGUAGUCGCGUUUGAUAAGCAUUUUAACUUGGCCUUGGAGGAUGUUACGGAAGUGUGGACUAGGAGGAAAAAGAAGAAAGUACCUGCUUUUGACGGUGUUGAAUCUCUAAGAAAAUCUAAAUUUCAACGGCAAUUCCAAUUUCCGGAAAUAACAAUAUCGCAGCAUUCAACAGACAAAAAAUUGGAAGUUUGUACUAGACACGUGGAGCAAAUUUUACUCAGAGGAGAACACGUGGUACUAGUGAAUGUAUUUAAUGAAGAAGAAAAAAGUGAAAUAUAAUUUUAAAAUAUAUUUUAAGAAUUAGGUUCUUAAAUGAAUCACCUUGUAUAUAUUUUGUAAUAUUCUUUAAUAUGAACGUUAUGCCUAAUAAAAUUGUUUUCAAAGUGUGUUUGCAUUUUAAUCGCAUGUAUAAGUUGGUUUUCCUCUGAAAAUUUUGUUUGAACUAUAUUUUUUUCAGCGAGCACGCAUUACGAUGUUUUGAAUAUGUCGUUUAGAUCUACUAAACGUA
Phyllotreta striolata is the source of this 940-nucleotide messenger RNA. The record is from the annotation of a GenBank genome assembly. NCBI's taxonomy places the organism in Eukaryota, Metazoa, Arthropoda, Insecta, Coleoptera, Chrysomelidae.